AUGGUCUACAACCUCGAAGAAAAUUCAGGAUCUGUUGUAAAGGGACUUUUGUUCCGCAAAAGUAAGUGGCACUGCAUAUAAUUUAUAUUUACGAUCAUCUUGAUUGAUCAGAAUUAUAUGGCUCGAUCCACACUAUAAAUUAAAGUGCUCAGUGUCAAUAUUGAAUCAAGUGUCGAAGAACUCAGAAAACCCGUCCAAAAAACCGCCUGCAAAGUCAUCGCUAUCCAUACAGAAUCAGAUACAGCCAUUUUUGGAAUAUCCCUUCUUAAACAAGUUAAUUCCCCAAUAACUCGAAAAGUAUCAGCAGGUUAUAUUGAUUGAUUCACCAGAUAAUUUGGUUUUUUGACGAAUGACGAAGUUUGAAAUGACUGCAUGCUUGGAGUAUAAAAAUUACUGUAGCGAUAGCACACUUAAUUAACACCAUUGAGAUUAACACACAUCUGACCGCCAUCGUGCAUAAUCAUCGAUCCUGGAAAUCAAGAACAAAACCCGGUAGAAUAAAACUCGGAAAUCACAGCACAACUUCUGGCCAACAUGCUAUCCGUAAGAUUUCGUUUUCAUUUUCCACAAUUCACCACUUUUUUUUGUCUUGUCUUUGAGUGACCACUCUCUUGUCUUUUGCGUGUUUAAAGCUGGUGUCACUGUUAGCUCCACCACACACAAUACAGAUCUUAUAAACAUUACAACAAACAGUCCUUCUUUCUAGAUCUUAAAAGCGUCAACUGGUCUACCGUUGUAGACGAAAACGAUGUUGAUGCUACCGUCAACAACUGGUGGCAAUGUUUUACUGACUUAAGGGAAUUAGUAUUCCAUGAAUGACGUCGGAAUUAAGUCGAGCGAUGCAAGAUCGAGACUACACAAAAAACACAGUCACAACAUCAUUGAUCGUCAUACCGUAAGCUUCGCUGUUUUAUUAACAAAGCAGUACGUGAAUGCACAUCUAAAUAUUAUGUACGAGUCCUUGGUAAAAUAAAACAAAAUAAUCCCUCUGGCCUUUGGAAAACUCUCAAUGAAUUAUUAUCGCGCAACACACAUUCUUCAGCACUAUACCAUCUAUCAUAUCGGAUGCCGUUGAAACCAAGAACUCGCAUUCUAUAUUAUCUCUUUUCAAUACUUUCUUCACUACUAUCGGUAAGAAUUUGGCAAACACAAUCAAGCAAAGAUUUUCAUCAAACAUAUUCUCCUCUAUUCAACUACCACAAAUUUAAUUCCACAUUUUAAUUCAAAGAGAUUGAGGUUGCGUCUGUUUUCAAACAGCUAUAUAUCAACUCUUAAAACUAAUAAAUCUACCGGCCUUGAUGGUAUCAGCGCCAGACUACUGAAAGAUGCUGCAACAAGCUGCAGCAAUUAUCGCCCCAACCCUAACUGACAUAUUUAUAAUCAAUCACUCUAUUGCUCUAAUAUGUCAAACUAUAUACAAACCCAUAUCUGUUCUGCCAAUCCUGAGCAAAAUUUUGGAACGUUUCGUCCACACGCCAAUUUACAGCUAUUUAUCUGAAAACAAAAUCCUCUCGUAUUCUCAAUUUGGCUCUAGACCUAAGUUAUCUGCGAGUACCGCACUGGAAUUCUUCACCGAUACUAUUCUUGAAAAUCCUGACAACGGUCUUGUCAUAGCCUCUGUUUUUCUGGAUUUUAGCAAGGCAUUCGACACGGUUCACCACGUUAUUUUGUUACGCAAAUUGAAAUCAUUUGGCGUGGAUAAUAACUCGUUAAAUUGGUUUGAGUCAUAUAGCUUACCAAUCGUCAACAGAAAACGUCAAUUAAUAAUACGUUAUCCGGCUCAUUACCUGCAUGUGUCAAUUGGUGUUCCGCAAUGUAGCAUAUUGGGUCCCUUACUUUUCAUUAUUUACAUAAAUGGCAUGCCCAACAUUGUGAAAUACUGCGAAAUAAUACUCUACGCUGAUGAAACUCGCCUAUAUUAUUCCUUUAAUUUGGUCAAAGACAUUGAGCAAUGCGUUAAUGAAGAUCUUCAUUCAAUCUGUAAAUGACUUGAUGAAAAUCUACUGACAUUAAAGUGUGCUUCCAAGGUCCUCCUUUUUAGCGGUAUUAAACCGUCGUCUAAAAACAUUCAGCAAUAUCUUCAUAUACGUUAACGACCAACAACUUGCUCGAGAACAAACUUUUAAAUAUCUAGGAAUCACCUUUUCAGAGAAUCGCACUUGGUCCGAUCACUUAAGUAACGUAUCGAUAAAACUAACGUAUUGGAUUGCUUAGAAGAGUUAAAGUGCAUGUCUUAUCUUCCCAUUAUUCGACUACGCUGACAUUAUAUGGGGUGAUAAGAACAAUAUCACCCUCAUGGAUCAACUACAAAUCCUUCAGAACAAGGCUGCAAAGACGAUUCUUGACGCUCGUUACCUAUCCUCCUCCACUGAAUCUCUCUCAAACCCACUAAUUCCACUAAUUACCCACCGGCGCUACUUACAUCGAGUGCUGGGCAUUUUCAAAUUUAAAAAUAACCAGCUAGCUAGUUUUCAUAAUGCACUAAUUCUUAAAUCUCCACAGUAUUAUUAUAAUCGAACGCAUUUUGCAACUAGCUCUCUUUGUAAUAUAUUAUAAACUUACCUCUCCCUCGCAGGAAAACGAUUUCAAACAUUGCAUGUUAUUGACUAUAUAGUAUUUGAACUUGGAUUUGCCUGUCUUCCUGUCAUCAUGGACAAAAACACCAGAAAACUGUAGAUGGGUUGGAUUCAACUACCAGUGAUUAAAGUUAACUAUAGUUAGUGGAAGCGUCAUCCAAUAAGAAGCGCGUAUUUGAGAGUUAAUCACUAUUUAACUACAAAAUAGUGAUUAAAAAAGUGAUUAAGAGUUUUAUACAACCGGCCUCUGAAAACAAGAAAAAUACAUCGACUUUCCAAACGAAGGGCUUUCGCUCGAAACGUCGACGUUUUACUUGUAUUUUUCAGGUUGUUGAAUCCCUACCCAUGCAUCUACACUUUUCUUGUAUAUUUAUUGAACAUUUUCAUUCUUGCUUGAAAUUCAGAAAAGUUUCCAAUGUUCUUUAUACUGCAGUAUGUAUUCCAACCUCCGAGGAGCGUAGUGGAAAGAACCUGGGAGUUGUAUGUAUUGAAUGAGAUUGUGUGUAUUCAACCCUUUGCAUGACCAACAAUUCUGUCACUCUACUUUGUACCACAAGACAUCAUGGUGAUUACCUGGAACGUAAAUAACCCAAAUCUCGUUCCUGCAUUGAUAUGCGGACGUUCUAAAUUGCAUAGGUGGUAAUAUCCCGACCAUUGGAGAUUACCAGCCUCGCGCGACAAGGGCUUCGGCCGCCUCGAGCCAGGGAUAUGAAUCAGGCCAUCGAUACUGAGUAUUGUUUUAUUUUAAUUAAGGCCCAGAGAUUCCCAAAGACGCUAACUCACUUGUUGCGAAAGCGUUCGCAGAAAAUUGGUGCCAAUGGACUUUCGAGAAAGGUUUGACAACAUUGGUUGAAGUUUUAGAAAACAAAUUACUGGAGUCUGGUGUUACGAUAUUGAAAACGACUCACUUAACGUCGAUAAAGAUAAAUGAAGACAAAAAAAUUGAAGCAAAAGGAGCUCGAAAAGGUGACGUAUUUGUGGCCGACCAUCUCAUUAGUGGUAUUUCCUCGAAACAACUUGCUGGAAUACUUCCUGAAGAGCAUGCCGUGUUGGCAAAACAUCUUCUGAAGAUCAAUGCAGCUACUGUCGCUGUGGUGAACCUGGAGUUUGACGGAUCAGUUUUAGACAUUGAAGGCUUUGGUCUUUUAUAUCCCUCACGAGAGUCACGGAAAGUGUUCGGUGUCGUUUUUGAUUCGUGUACGUUUGCUCAGGGAGACCGAAGAUCCUCAAAAUCAACGCGUUUAACG
This is a messenger RNA of Paramuricea clavata, 3823 nucleotides long. NCBI's taxonomy places the organism in Eukaryota, Metazoa, Cnidaria, Anthozoa, Malacalcyonacea, Plexauridae. The record is from the annotation of a GenBank genome assembly.